GGAAAACACAAGAGAGAGAAAGAGAGAGAGAGAGACAGAGGGGAAGCCUUGGGAAAAGCCUACAUCUCUUCCACGUUUGUUGGUAUAUAACCUGGGCAGGAGUGAGAUUUGAUCCAAUCUUUUCUGGGUCUUAAAGAUAAGAACCAGCUAUUCAGUCAUAAAAUCUCCAACGUGGGUCUUUUGUUUUUAAGAGAGAGAGAGAGAGAGAGAUUGGUAAAGAAAGAAGGGAAACAUGUUGGAAGGAAAAGCUUUGGUGGAAGACACAGACAUGCCUUUGAGGAUGCAGAUCCAAGCUAUGUCUUCUGCUUCUCAGGCUUUGGAUCUCUAUGAUGUCCUUGACUGCAAAUCCAUUGCUGGUUAUAUCAAAAAGGAGUUUGACAGCAAAUAUGGGAAUGGAUGGCAAUGUGUGGUGGGUUCAAAUUUCGGGUGUUUCUUCACUCAUUCUAAAGGGACCUUCAUCUACUUUACAUUGGAAAGACUCAAGUUCCUUAUCUUCAAAGGGGCUUCCUCUUCUACCUCUCCUUGAUGCCAAGGCGGUGUUUCAUGCUUGGUUGUAGUCUUGUACAGGCAAAAAGCUCAAGAGGAAAGUCGGAGGGGUAAAAGUGCACUGCAGUUUCUUUUUCUGUUUUUUCUUUUCUUUCUUUGUUGUAUCGAAUUCUAUGCAGGGGAGGAAGGAAGAGCAGAGGAGUGAAAAGAAAGAGAAAAAGAUGACAAGAGGCUCAGGAGUCAUGAAUAAAGCAUGAUCACUUGGGUCUUUUAGAUUUUUCCUGUGUGGUUUAAGAGAGCCUUUUUUGGGUUGUGAUUCUCUGCUGGGGCCAAUUAAAAGUGGCCUCAUGUAUAUAUAUAAAUGAAAUGAUGAUAUAUAUACUGUUUGAUACCCCUA
Messenger RNA from Theobroma cacao (cacao), 883 nucleotides. RefSeq names its product dynein light chain LC6, flagellar outer arm-like protein. Gene Ontology annotation, cellular component: cytoplasmic dynein complex. The record is from RefSeq and is a predicted model, not a curated record. Gene Ontology annotation, biological process: microtubule-based process. Gene Ontology annotation, molecular function: dynein intermediate chain binding. NCBI's taxonomy places the organism in Eukaryota, Viridiplantae, Streptophyta, Magnoliopsida, Malvales, Malvaceae.